UCUCACCUCCAACCAGUCAGUGCUUCCUCUCCCUCCUGCUUUGUCUCUCUCUGUUUGUCUCUCUUUUCUUCUUCUCUUUCUCUCCCUCUCCCUCAUUCUCUCUGCUCUGAGCCCGGACGGUUGGCUGCCUGUCUGCGUCCCUCUGUUUGCUCGGCUCCAUACAAGCCUGUCCAGCUGCUGCACUCGCGCCAGGACACGCGCACACCACACCGGCUGCAGAAAUGGCAAUGAGUAGCAUUCUAAAAGCUGAUGACAUUAAGAAAGCCCUGGAUGCCUUCAAAGUUGCAGACUCUUUCAACCAUAAGAAGUUUUUUGAGAUGGUAGGGCUGAAGGCCAAGUCAGCUGAUGAUGUGAAGAAAGUCUUCCAUUUACUGGAUGCUGACCACAGCGGCUUCAUAGAGGAGGAGGAGCUGAAAUUCGUUUUGAAGUGCUUCGCUACUGAUGGAAGAGACCUGACUGAUAAAGAAACCAAAACCUUCCUACAGGCAGCUGACAAAGAUGGAGAUGGCAAGAUCGGCGUGGAUGAGUUUGCUGCUCUAGUCUACGAGUAAACAACACAGUCCUGGCUGACCUCAUUCCCUUAUAACCCCAAGACCCUGACUGAACACAAAACAUGUUCUCUCUUCCAUCACUGACACACCCUUGCUCACUACUGACACACUCAUGGUCCUUUCUUGAUGCUACUGUUCACAUCACCUGAGCACCCUGCACUACAGGAAGGGGCACCAAACACACACAUACACAAGCUACUCACCCACACACUCACCUUGCAGAUCUUCACCCCUGCCCACUCCUUGCAUACAAGCUAUUUGUUGUUUGUUUUUUUUAUACAAGUGUGUGUGUGUGUGUGUGUGUGUGUGUGUGUGUGUGUGUGUGUGUGUGUGUGUGUGUGUGUGUGUGUGUGUGUGUGUGUGUGUGUGUGUGUGUGUGUGUGUUUCUGCUAGUGUAUAGAUAAAAAGGCCCUGAACUGGGCAAGGCCUCAUCCUAAGUAUGUAGAUAUUUAAAAAAAAGGAAAGAUCACCCCUCUCAUCUCAUCGUUUAUUCUAGACUCCCCUUUCGUUUCGGUUUCCUUUCAUCUCUCUAUUGGCUGCUGUCCUCCCCACUCACUGGCACUGCGCUCUCUCCAUCCUCAUUCCUUUCUUCUCUCUCUUCUCUCUGGUAUGGAGUUGCUGUGAAACAUACCAAAUGGAGAAAGAGGUUAAGCUGUGAAAAAAAUCAAAUAAAACACUGAGAAAAUUCCUCGA
This is a messenger RNA of Electrophorus electricus (electric eel), 1244 nucleotides long. RefSeq names its product parvalbumin 6 (gene pvalb6). Gene Ontology annotation, cellular component: cytoplasm. Lineage: Eukaryota; Metazoa; Chordata; Actinopteri; Gymnotiformes; Gymnotidae. Gene Ontology annotation, molecular function: calcium ion binding. The record is from RefSeq and is a predicted model, not a curated record.